Messenger RNA from Aspergillus mulundensis, 2736 nucleotides. RefSeq lists its product as uncharacterized. The record is from RefSeq and is a predicted model, not a curated record. Lineage: Eukaryota; Fungi; Ascomycota; Eurotiomycetes; Eurotiales; Aspergillaceae. The coding region runs from base 1 to 2736 and encodes 911 amino acids. The transcript is spliced from 2 exons.
AUGGCCAUGACCACAUAUCAGAGAAAUCGCAGUCAGCCAUCCGUCGCUGUGCCCGAGUACGACAAUCUGGAGAUACGUUGCACAUGGAGCGGAGAAUAUGAAGAAGUAUCAAAUACCAGAAUUUCCCUCGAGGUCAAAUGUGUUCCCAACACGCAGCUACAGCUAUUGAGUUUAUGCCGACGAGGCAUAACCUUUGAAGAAUCCUUUCUAGAACGCCUGCCGCAGACCGAAGAUGAUACGAAUAAUCAGGACGACACAGACGCCCCGGAAAGCCCUCUGUUUGGAUUCUCUCCUCUCGCGCGCGACGUAAGGCGUGAUGUUGAGCUGUUUGAUGAUUCUCCAACUCACGUACCAAAAUCUGAACCGACAUUCGGGGGAAACGACAAGGUACCUGCGGCUAGCGAAAGCACCCAAAACGACUUGAAGACCCAUGAUCCUGGGGAUACACUGGAAAGCUCUAUAGCUUUCAUUCCAACUGCGAGACCUCGGUCUACUUCACUCGACUCCGACGCCGAGAGCUUCACCAGGUCGCGAAAGAGAAGCGCCGCUGACGCUGAGCUCCCGGACUCUGGAUCCGAGAUGGAAAACGCGGGCAGCGGAGUACUGAAGGAUAUCAGCAACCGCAAAGUUCGACAAGUGAGUCGGGUCGAACCAGCAAGUCCAGGUGAUAGGGCUACGGAAAGCUCGCUAUUGGACUCCCCCGAUCUCACUCGCAGAGAAAUAGCAUCUCCCAGGAGCCCAAAGAAACCAAGCCCAAGAAAGUCAGGACCAACGAAAAUACCAGGCUUGAUCAUUGCCAAUGAAAACGCCAGCCCCAGGAGCCCCAAUAAAUCCACCAUUGCCGGAGCGUCAGUCAAGGGAAAGUUGAAGUCGCCAGAAAAGUCUCUCUCCAAAGGCGACCAGGAUGCGAACCCCAGUUUCAUUCCUAAGCCAGCUUCAAACGUCCAUCCAGAAUCCUCGGAGAGUCUGGCAGUGACAAGAUUCGCUAACACCGCGGUGGGAUUCCAUCUUACAAAUAGAGGUGCCCUAGGAGAGCGCCCACCCACGGCCGAUAGCCCCAAGGCCAAAUCAAUCAAGGAAACUCGGGUCCGUUUCCAGAUACCCAUUGAUGCGACAACUGCCACCGAACGUUCCGAUGGCCACCUGUCGUCACCUUCUCCAACCAAACAGCUGGGAGCUGCUUUUGAGCGGAUGAGCGCCAGGUCUAGUGCCAUCCGUGGCGAGACGAAAUUGCGCUAUAUACCAGGAAAUCUCGAGAAGUUCCACCACGAUCAGGGGAGUUAUCACGUCGAACAGCCCAAACUCUCCAAUGAACCAGAGGUCGAUAUUGUGAAUGGAUUGGUUAUCCUCAGAAAUUCUGAGCGAGUACAUCCAGCAACAUUCAAAGUCACCAUAACAGCAGCCCUCUCUAUACGAAAACCAAAGGAUCACGAAUGGAGCGAUUUGGUCAUCCCAGGAAUUCCUAGGACACGGGGCGACAGGAUUGGAGUCCUCCUGUUCCUCAUGCCUGCUCGCCACGGCCUGGAAAUCCGGACCACGAAUGUCAAUAGAGCAACUAUCGUGGAAAAUUGCCUCAUCGCGGAGUUUGCAAAUACCGGUAAUCUCGUGAUUCCCCUUCGCCGAUGCAGCAGGAAAUCCUGCGGCGAGAUCAGUGACUUUACUGUGGAACAGGAGAUCAUUUCUCACAACAUAGUCAGUACCGCAGCCGCAAGUGGCCAGAGUGAGCAAUCAUUUAUACAAAUGAGAUGUCAUGCUGCGUGCUCCAUAAAGCUAUCUAAUCGCUGUCUAUGGAGCGAGACCUGCAUCGUUCCUCUGCAUGUGGAUGGUGGCCCAAGCGGUUUCUUCUAUUGUGACGUGACUUCCCAGAAAGGAGAUAUGAAGACGAUCUGUAUCAACGCCCGCAAGGGGACGAAGAUUGGAGUCUCCCGUAUCCGGGUGAUCUGCUCAUUAAAAGAUAUCGACAAGAUCUAUUUGAGAUGGGCACUGGAGUUUCCCGGCCGAAGGGCGGCGUAUUGGUCUCCACGUAUAUACCCGGCUUCCUCAACAUCUCAUCAGCUCAACCAGCACACCCUGCGAUAUGAGUUAUUGGAGGUGCUUAACGAGCCGACGUACUUGAGUUCUGGAGUUGAGGCCACACAAGUUACUUGUGAUAAUGACGACGAAAUCGCUCGAAGAAAUGAGGACUUUGGACUAGUCUCUGAUGAUUCGAGUGAGGAAUCGGAAAGUGACCCGUCGCAACAAGGUCCAUUAGCAGGUCUAUCCCAUAUCGGACAAUCAAUCAGAAGUCAGCUUAGCCCGGACCUAGGCUACUCCUUGAAACAACUCCUGAUAGGUUUACUUUGCCUUGCUUUCUUACGAUCUGGUUUUUUCGCGCUCUCCAAUCUCAGUUUGGGGGAUUCCUUGUCCUGGAUGCAGACAUCUCGGCAAAUUCCCGAGCAGACAAAGCAGAUAUCGUUAGUCUAUCCUUGGGAGACAUUAUCUGAGGACGAGGGAGAAGAUGCUAGCGACCAAGAUCCAUCACCCGAUCUGAACACGCUGGAUAUGGACAAUCUUGUGGCCAGUGAUGAGCAUAUCGAAGAGGCUGAGGUGCUCGUGAACGACGAAGAGCAGGAUGAGCAGAGAUUUGAGGUGGAGACUGAGGCGGAAGCUGAGGCGGAAGCUGAGGAGCACACAAAGACUCUAGUCUCUUUCAGGGACAGAGUCGAUUAUUGGCUUGGUUGGACGGGACCUGUUUAG